Molecule: messenger RNA, 3155 nt
Organism: Manis javanica (Malayan pangolin)
Lineage: Eukaryota; Metazoa; Chordata; Mammalia; Pholidota; Manidae
Gene: GRIN3B
Product: glutamate ionotropic receptor NMDA type subunit 3B
Biological process (GO): monoatomic ion transport
Cellular component (GO): membrane
Molecular function (GO): signaling receptor activity; ligand-gated monoatomic ion channel activity
Source: RefSeq, a predicted model, not a curated record
CACCGGCGUCUCCGCCCCGCGGCUCCCACCGGCAACUUUGCGAUGGAGUUUGCUGGGGCGCUGGGGCUCGUCCUGGCGCUGGCACUGGCGCCGGAGCCCGCCGGGGGCCACCCGGAGCCCUGCGGCGUCCUGGCGCGCCUGGGCGCCCUCCUGCCCCGCGCGCCCGCCGCCCGCGCCCGCGCCCGAGCCGCGCUGGCCCGGGCCGUCCUGACGCCGCGGCUGCCGCACAACCUGAGCCUGGAGCUGGUGGCCGUGUCGCCCACCGCGCGCGACCCCGCCUCGCUGGCCCGCGGCCUGUGCCAGGCCCUGGCGGCGCCGGGCGUGGCGGCCGUGCUCGCCUUCCCGGAGGCGCGGCCCGAGCUGCUGCAGCUGCACUUCCUGGCGGCCGCCGCCGAGACCCCCGUGCUCAGCGUGCUGCGGCGGGAGGCGCGCGCGCCCCUAGGCGCCCCGAACCCCUUCCACCUGCAGCUGGGCCGGGCCAGCCCUCUGGAAAUGCUCUUGGACGCUCUGGUGUCUGUGCUGCAGGCACAUGCCUGGGAGGAAGUCGGCCUGGUGCUCUGCCGCAUGCGGGACCCUGGCAGCCUCGUGGCUGUCUGGACAAGCCGGGCUGGCAGGGCCCCAAAGCUCGUGCUGGACCUGAGCCGGCCGGACACGGGUGAUGCAGGACUGCGGGCACGCCUAGCUCUCCUGGGGGCACUGCCAGAGGGUGCAGGCCCAGUUCCGGCAGCAGUACUCCUUGGCUGCGAUGCAAGCCGCGCCAGGCGGGUGCUGCAGGCUGCGCCCCGUGGGCCCCGCUGGCUGCUGGGUACGCCACUGCCCGCUGAGGCACUGCCCACCGGGGGCCUGCCACCUGGGCUGCUGGCGCUGGGUGAGGUGGCCCGGCCUUCACUGGAGGCUGCCAUCCACGACAUGGUGGAGCUCGUGGCGCGAGCCCUGAGCAGUGCGGCCCGUGUGCACCCAGAGCGCACCCUCCUCUCCACCGCGGCCAGCUGCAACGACCGGCAACCAGCCAGACCCGAGGCCCCAGGCAGCAUCCUGGCACCGUUCUUGGCCAACACAUCCUUCCAGGGCCGCACAGGGCCUGUGUGGGUGACCCGCUCCUCACGGGUGCACAUGGCCCACCACUUCCGGGUGUGGAGUCUGCGCCAGGACGCAUUGGGCGACCCGGCCUGGGCCACGGUGGGCAGCUGGCGGGACGGACGGCUGGAACCCGAGCUGGGGGGCGCUGCCGCGCGGCUCCCAACCCCAUCAGGCACCCAGGCCCGACCCAAGCUGCGCGUGGUGACGCUUGUGGAGCACCCAUUCGUGUUCACCCGCGAGCCGGACGAGGAUGGCCAGUGUUCCGCAGGGCAGUUGUGCCUGGCCCCCGGCACCAACGACUCGGCCACUCUGGAUGCACUGUUCGCCGCACUGGCCAACGGCUCGGUGCUCCGCACCUUGCGCAAGUGCUGCUUUGGCUACUGCAUCGACCUGCUGGAGCAGCUGGCAGAGGAUAUGCCCUUCACCUUCGAGCUGUACAUCGUGGCUGAUGGCAAGUACGGCGCGCUGCGGGAUGGCCGCUGGACGGGCCUGGUGGGCGACCUGCUGGCCGGCAGGGCCCACAUGGCAGUCACCAGCUUCAGCAUCAACUCAGCCCGCUCACAGGUGAUGGACUUCAGCUGCCCCUUCUUCUCCACCAGCCUGGGCAUCAUGGUGCGGGCACGGGACACAGCCUCGCCCAUUGGCGCCUUCGCGUGGCCGCUGCACUGGUCCAUGUGGUUGGGUGUCUUUGCAGCCCUGCACCUCACCGCGCUGUUCCUCACUCUGUAUGAGUGGCGCAGCCCCUACGGCCUCACGCCCCACGGCCGAAACCGAGGCACCGUGUUCUCUUACUCCUCGGCCCUCACCCUCUGCUACGCCAUCCUAUUUGGGCGCACAGUCUGCAGCAAGACACCCAAGUGCCCCACGGGGCGCCUCCUUAUGAACCUGUGGGCCAUCUUCUGCCUGCUGGUGCUGUCCAGUUACACAGCCAACCUGGCUGCUGUCAUGGUUGGGGACAAGGCCUUUGAGGAGCUGUCGGGGAUCCACGACCCCAAGCUGCACCAGCCGCCGCAGGGCUUCCGCGUGGGCACCGUGUGGGAGAGCAGCGCGGAGGCCUACAUCAGGAAGAGCUUUCCGGGCAUGUACGCGCACACGCGGCGCCACAGCGCGCCCACCACGCCCCACGGCGUCGCCAUGCUCACGAGCGACCCCCCUAAGCUCAACGCCUUCAUCAUGGACAAGUCGCUGCUGGACUACGAGGUCUCCGUCGACACCGACUGCAAGCUGCUGACGGUGGGCAAGCCUUUCGCCAUCGAGGGCUAUGGCAUUGGACUCCCCCAGAACUCCCUGCUCACCUCCAACCUGUCCAAGUUCAUCAGCCGCUACAAGUCCUCCGGCUUCAUUGACCUGCUGCAUGACAGGUGGUACAAGAUGGUGCCUUGUGGGAAGCGGGUCUUCGCAGUUACCGAGACCCUCCAGGUGGGCAUCUACCACUUCUCAGGACUCUUUGUUCUGUUCUGCCUGGGGCUUGGCAGCGCCCUGCUCAGCUCACUGAGUGAACAUGUCUUCUACCACCUGGCAUUGCCACGCAUCCGAAGGGCCAAGAAGCUGCAGUACUGGCUGCACACGAGUCAGAGAAUCCACCGUGCCCUCAACACUGGGCCACCGGAGGGGCAGGAGGAGGUGGAGCCGGAGCCCAGGGGUCCUGAGGAGCAGCAGCAGCAGGACACGCCAGCUGCCCCCGGGAGUCCCGGGGGCUGGACACCGGUGCACGGGGCCGUGGUGAGGGCGCGCAGGGUGCACUUCCUGCUGGAACCCCCGGAGACCACCGCCACGCCUGCAGCAGACCGAGAUGGGGCCGCACCACCCGAGGGCUCCCUCUGGCCCUGCUCGAAGGGCCGCCCACCCGCCUCACUGCCCACAGGUGCCCCGUGCCCUGGCGAGCUGGAGGAGCUGGAGCGGCACAUAGAGGGCGUGCGGGAGCAGCUGCGCCAUGCCCUGGUGCGGCGCGGCGAGCUCCUGGCCCAGCUUGGGGAUGGCACCCGCGGGCCGCUUCACCUGCCCCAGGCCUGUGGGGAGGUACCCAGAGCGGCCCGCUGACCUAGGAACGACUGCCCCUCUGAAAUACCCCCAAC